Messenger RNA from Stegastes partitus (bicolor damselfish), 2518 nucleotides. It is a transcript of the gene vamp8, whose product is annotated as vesicle-associated membrane protein 8 (endobrevin). Lineage: Eukaryota; Metazoa; Chordata; Actinopteri; Pomacentridae. The record is from RefSeq and is a predicted model, not a curated record. Gene Ontology annotation, biological process: vesicle-mediated transport. Bases 193 to 564 code for a protein of 123 amino acids. Gene Ontology annotation, cellular component: membrane. The transcript has 3 exons.
UGGAGCGAAGGAAUUCAGUUCAAAAGAAAAAACCUACCAGGAAGUUCACAAGAGGAGGAAACCUGUUGGGUUCGUCGGACCAUCAGGCUUUCAGGACUUAUGAACAACUUUUAAAACGUUUUAAGUAACAGCGUCAGCUUUAGACAAAGUUGAUACAUCGAGCAGUUGUCGGAGGGUUUUGUUUCCAACAAGAUGGACAUUGAUCCGGAGCAGGGAGGAGUGGAGGCAGCACCGGAGUCCAAGGACAAGGUGCAGACGUUGAAGGAUCAGGUAGAUGGAGUGAAAAACAUCAUGACACAGAACGUGGACAGAAUCCUGGCCCGAGGAGAGAGGCUGGAUGACCUCAUGGGCAAGUCAGAGGAUCUACAAGCAGGGGCUCAGCACUUCAAGCAGACGUCUCAGAAAGUGGCUCGCUCCUACUGGUGGAAGAACGUCAAGCUGAUCGUGGUCAUCGUGGUGAUCGUCCUCGUCAUCGUGCUCAUCAUCAUCCUGCUGGCCACUGGAGUCAUCCCUGUUAGCGCCCCCGUGCCUCCUGUAGUCCCCUCCCCCACCAUCAAGCCCUAAAAACACACACACACACACACACACACACACACACCAUGUACAUACAGACACGAUUAAAUCUUCAACAAACACAUUCCUGUUGCACAAAGUUAUAUAUCGACUCCAGCCAAUCACUGAUGUCUGGUGAAGAACAUUGAAUACUUACUUUCUCGCUGUAACUUUCAGGAAUUCAGAUAUUUCAUUCUUUGGUUUAAGGCACUUUAUUGACACACAAGCUUUUGAAACCCUUUUAAACAACUCCAACAGCUGUUUGUGCAUUAGUGAGAAUUCUCUGGAAAGUCUGAGGUCUUCACUUGACCGCAGCAAACACACAGUCACUGCUCUCAAAGGACGCUUCAUUCCACCUCAGCCAGCUCCUCUUUGUUUAACUGAUUUAUCAUCAACGGUUAUUUGAUUCUGACAAGAGCAAGUACCUUGAAUGUUUAUACACAGAAAGAAUGAAUGUGGGUUCCUUCGGUCUCUUGACUUUGCAUUAAGUGAAAUGUUUUUGCUUAUACGCGUCUUUACCAAGGACAGCUUGAGCAGUUUAAAUUAUGACAAACUGUGUCUAAAGGAAGUCAGGCAACAUAUUUUGACUUUUUUUUUUUUAACAUUGAAAAAUGCACUCAAAACUAACAGUCUGAGGUCACAUUAUAUUUAAUGGAAGGUUGAACUAGGUAUUGGAAUUUGUAUGUUACCAAUUGUGGGCUCAUUCAUAGUUUCUGAUAGAGAUUCAGACAAUCUUGGAAAACAAUUGUUGAUUGAAUGUAUGCACUUAGCACUGCUUUAGUUCUUCAGCGCUGUAAUCGGUGUUUGUGGAGACGGUUAUGAAACUAUUUUAUGCACAGAGAAGCAUCUGUUACAGGAGAACAGUGAACUGUGUCGGGAUUCAAAAUAUCUGCAGUAAGUAGAACACCCAGGAGUGUGUCUCUACAUGUACAUCUGCCUUUAAGUUGAGCCGUAAAACUCAACUGAUGACAAGACAUGCAGUUAUGUGGUUGUGAAAUGUAGAAAUAUGUGUUUCUUAAGGUACUGUGCAACAACAUCAGCCUUUUUAGUAUGAUCAUGUUAAUUAUUUCCUUACAGUGUGUAUAUUUUUUCUGACAUACCACUUUGAUCGUUUAUUUGAAUAAACGCACCACCACACUCAUGUCAGUGUUGGAGGAUCUUCCUGCCAACCAGCUUGGAGAGAUCACUUACUGAUACAAAGCUCCUCCUGCUGGGCUCAUGUCAGCCAAUUGGCCCUCACAAUCAGAACUGGAAAAUGAAAUUCCAAAAUGUGGCCUUUUUUUUUUCCAGAAUACUAGUCAAAAGAUCUCGUGUGUCUCACCUCUCACAGCUGUUACGGACCAGUUUAGCUUCAAAGAGGUCAAAAUGCUUCCAAUUCUGAUCUGUAUAUAGUCAUACCCUCACCUAUAUGUAUAUUUGCUACACCUUAACCAACAUGUUAAUAAAAGUGUCUAUUCCUUACAGGCUAUUAAUUUAAUGAUUAACGUUUUAAUUAAAAAUGGACCAAUAAAUGCUGAAUGUGAUUUCUGUAUAAAUUGAUUAAUUUUAAAAUGGUACAGUCCAGUUAGUCUGCUGUUGAUCUUUUUCUCUCUCUUUUUUUUUUUGAGUAGGGUUAAAAGGAGAUUGUGUUGGAACAAAUUCUCCUGUGUGUCGUUUCUGUGUAUUUUUGAACAUGCUCCUGGGAUGCAGUAGUCUCUGAUAUGUUGUAGCCUCCUGCUGACCUGAUCAAUAUGGCAGCAGGAACACAGUCUUAUUUGUAUUCAUAGAGGCUCCAGCUACAGCAGGUCUGUCACUGUGUGAGACUGUUUUUAGAAUAUGUAUUCUACAAACGGACAACAUACCAGACUCCUGCUCAGCAGCUCUGUAAUGUAGCUCAGUGUUUGAUUAGCAGAGUUCUUAUUCAUAUGACUUAUGGUAUUUAAUGGUUUUGAUGGUCUGAUAUGAAAUAAAUAGUAUUUACUUCUGC